Molecule: messenger RNA, 1868 nt
Organism: Tigriopus californicus
Lineage: Eukaryota; Metazoa; Arthropoda; Copepoda; Harpacticoida; Harpacticidae
Exons: 6
Coding region: 1193-1846 (217 amino acids)
Biological process (GO): spindle assembly; centrosome cycle
Cellular component (GO): centrosome; mitotic spindle; HAUS complex
Source: RefSeq, a predicted model, not a curated record
GACCAAGUACGCCAGUAGCGCCAGUAGCGCCAGUAGCGCCAGUAGGUAGGCCGCCGCCUACUUCCUAGAAACUGGAUAUCCUGCCAUGGCCUCCGAUUUAGGGCGAAACGUGCUCGAGGCCUUCCAAUCGGUGGGAUGCCCCGGGAUAGAGGCCUGGGGCGCGGAUGAUCUGGAUUGGUUGGCCUCGACCUCUGAAGAAACCCGAUCCUUUCUGACUUGGCUCACGCAGAGCUUGGAGCCUGAAUUAGCCUUGACCAUCGACGAAUUGGAGGCUUGGCAGCGACUUCAGGCCGAUCGACCGGAUGAUAUCUUGCAGGGCGAGCUUUUAGAGGAAGCAUUGGCCUCAUUGGUCGCCUCGGAAAAGGCCCGCGAAGAUGAUAUGAGCUUGACUGAGCUGCAAUUGGUAGUGGAACGCCUCCAGGAACAAUUGAACCUCCAAUCGGCCACUUUAGAGGAUUUAGACGGCGUCUCAAGUGGACUGCGAGGGCAGCAGACCCGGAUGGGCGUGUCGUUGUCGGACCUAACGCCGCUGAUGGAGAAAGAAUCACGGAACGUACGACAGAAACAAGAUCAGAUCAUGAACUUGAACGAAGAGUACAAUGACGCCUUGGAUGAGCUUUGUCUGGCCAUUCAAUCGAUCAUGGACAGACUUCGGACAUACGGCGACCAGACCAAGGAACGACCCAUUUUAUUGAGUGAAAUUGAUUUAGAGGCCUUGCAAUCCGGCAAUGCGACUUGGAUGAAGUCAUUAGAAAACACUUUUGACGCGUUGUUCACGUAGCGCCGCGACAGAGGAGAGGAAAAUGUGGGAGAAGAUGAUGAAAAUGUGCUCAAUGAGUUGAGCCGACUCAAGGACGGUUUGCAGAUCGGACAAAGGAACCAAUGGAUCGCCGAAGCCAAGUUCGAGGGUCAAAAAGCAUCAUUGCGGCAUUUGAAGGCACUCCAGUAUCAACUUACCCAGGGUCAGUUAGCCACAGAUGUUGGCACGUUAGACAAAGAAAGCAUCGAGUUGGAGCGCAAGAUCGCUUUGCUCCAAUCUGACAUAAGUUCGCUCAAGAGAGACCAAUUAGUUCCUUUGGCCGAGAACCACGGUCAAUUAGAGGUCGAAAAGGUGGUGGCCAUUGACCUCCAGAACAAGUGCAUCGAGUCGGAGUUUAAUUUCAAGAAAUUGGAGGAAUUCCAAGAAUUCUUGAUGUCCCAGCGUUCCCUUCAGACCGGUCUCAGUGGUCUGUUGGAGAUAGAGAAAGCUCAGUUGUCUCGUCUCCUUGAGCAAUUCCUGCAAAUCAUCUCGGAGAUGAAAGCCCUCGCUCGAGAUUUGGAGGAAGAGAAAACUGCUUUGGAGAAUCUGAGCCUUUUUGAAAUGGACCAGGCCAAGGAUCAAAUCCAUUGUCAAGAUCACGUCAUGAUCUCUCUCUUGAGCUUGCUCAAUGAAAAAAGUCAUCACGGAGAAUGGCGGGAAAAAGAUUUGAUGCAUGUUGUUCAAAAGUUGCAAACGUCGAUCCAAAGCCAAGAAGAGACAAAGAAUCAAAUGGAACGGGAAAUGGUGGAUCAACAAGAGCAACUCAAUAAGGGCUUGCCCAAAUUGGAAAAACUUAUCAACCUGGACGGAUGGAAGCAUGGAUCUUUAACCAAUCCCCAAAUUUUGAGGCAAAUCCAGUCGCUACAGCAAGGAAUGAAAGGCUUUGAACUAUCGGUGAAGAACUCCCUUUCUCAAUGGGAGAAAGAAAACAAGGCCAUUCAACAUGACCCGCAUUUAUACACACAGAAGCGGCUUUGGAUUGAUUUCCUCACCAACCCCAAGCUACUUCAGGCCAAUGUAGAUGCCAUGGUCAAAAAGGCCAAAUGAGUAAUAAAUUGAUUGAAAAAUA